UAAAUUUAUGUUUGAAACUUGAACGGGGGAGUCCACGUAGGAGAGAGAGAAAGGGCAAUAAAACUACUUUUAUAGUUAUAUACAGUUGAAACAGGCAUUCUUUUCUCCGCUCCUCGUGUCUCGAUGCCGCUUAAUUCUCGCCAAUGUCGCUCCCCGACGCCCGAGAGAGAAGUUUGUAUAGAAUCCACCCCGCUGCCGUAACCCACGCUUCUAUUUCUUUUCCUUCCCCUCGCCUUCCUCAAAACCAAAUUGUUCGCAUUCCCAAUUCCCCAUUCGAUCUUACACCGUUUUAACCGUUUUAAUCACAAGGAAAUAGCUUUCUCCCCCAGCUGCGAGUGCAAGCUCUGGUAGCUCCAGAAACAGAUGGAAACAGAGAGAUGCAGAGCAUGCCAAGAAUCAGCUCGUACUUGUUGAUGGAAGAUCGGGCAUGAUAUUAAGUUAGAUUUCAAAUGAUUGGUGUAUCAGGAUUUUUUCCAUUUUGGAUCUUUGGUGCUAAGCGGGUCGUGAUUUGGCGCUCUUAUUUUUAUUGAGCAUAAGGACUAGCAAUAAGCAUAAGAAAUUCUUUCAGUAACAGUACCGCUCCAUGUAGUUUCAACAGUUUUGUUGGCGCAAUUGGUUUCUUAAUUCAAAAAUAAAAUUAAGGUGAAGAAUAUGAUGAUCAGGGGAAGGAAAAUGUUAAAGAGUUGAAAUUGUGAGGAGGUUUAACCAAUACUGAGGACUGCUGGAGAGACUAUCCUUAAUUUGUGGUUUGGAGAAGGAAUUAAUAUCUCAAGUAGACAAGAAACUGUUCCUUUGCAUCUAAAUAAGUCUCAGCAGUUGCUUGAUGCGAUGACCGGAAAGACUCCUGACGCAUCAGGUAAAGGGAUCCAGCAACAACCAACCUUGGUAAUUCCGAAUCUAGGAAACAAUGUAAAAAACAAUUUCUCUUUGAGGACAGGUGAAGAGUUUUCAAUGGAGUUUCUUCAGGACCGUGUUGCUGCUAGAAGAGUUCCACCUGUAGCCGACACGACUCAAAAACGUGAAAAGAAGGUUGUAUUCAAUUACAUUGAGAAUGGCCAUCUGGUCAACGAGGAUCACAAUGGUAUUCUUGGGUUGACGAGAAUGGGUUCUGAAUGUGCUUCUGACCUCUCUGAGUAUGCCUCUGCAAGAGGGCCUGACAAGGAACUUGAGAAUGGGGCUUAUGUUGACAAAUCAAUCAAAUACCACAAGGAAGAUGGUGAUAGUGGACAUGGGUCAAGGAAGGCUUUUGGUGAAUUGAAUCGUGAUGGGAUUGGUUUGGGCACAAUGGCUCCUCCAAUUUGUAAAUCUAGCUCCCCUCAAUCCAACAACUUUCCUGGGUCAGGAGCAUCAGAUGGUUCUCAAUAUAGGAAAAUGACGUUUCUCUGCAGUUUUGGUGGGAGAAUUUUUCACCGGCCCAGCGAUGGGAAACUCAGAUAUGUUGGCGGUGAGACACGCAUUAUUUCCAUCCCAAAGAAUAUCACACGGGAAGAGCUUGGGAAGAAAACUUUAGGUAUUUGUAAACAUCCUCACACAAUCAAGUAUCAGCUUCCUGGUGAGGAUCUUGAUGCCCUGAUAUCCGUGUCUUCCGAUGAGGAUCUUCAAAACAUGAUAGAAGAAUAUAACGGGCUUGAAAGGCAUGAGGGUUCUCAAAGACUCCGUCUUUUUUUGAUACCUUUGGGCGAGUCUGAGGAAAAAUCUUCCAAUGAGGGUAAGACUAUAGAACAGAGCAGUCCUGAUUACCCAUAUGUUGUUGCUGUGAAUGGGAUCCUAAAUCCUAUUUCUAGGAGGAACACCGGUGGACAGGCAAAUGAAGCAAGUCAGCUUGGAGCUGAUUUGGACCGCAAUCCCACUUUUCUCCGAAAAUCUCCUAGUGCCCCAGUUCAAUUAGAGAUGAAGGGCGGUUUUAAAGAUUUGCAUUCUGCUCAGUCUCUUAAUCAAUUCCAGAAUACGAGCAGGUCUCCGGAUAAUCCUCCUCCUUUUUCUUCAGUCCUGCUUCAUGGAGGAGAUUCAAUGCAAUUACAUGGCGAUAACUCAUGCCAAGUUAGUAAUGAGAGCAGCAUUCCAUUUGUCAGUGCUCCACUACCACAUGAGAGCCCAAGCAGUGGCAGUGCUGGUUACAAACACCAUAUGCAAGGGGCAGUACCUUUAACGAAUCAUCUUCCUCCUUGUAAACAACUUGAUGUCAACCAGACAGACCAAGGUGGAGAACAUGUUCAUAACCGCAACACCAUUGAACAAUUUGUGAUUCCAGAUCUUGAUAAAAAUGAUAGUGACUUUGACGGAUUCUCAUGUGAGAGACCAAUGCCCAAGGAAAGGACUUUCCAUUCUGAAAAGCCCAUCUCUCAACCAGAAGAUCCGUUGGGUUUGGUUUCAAGAUCCAGUGACUGUGCUGAUUCUCAUCGUCGGAUGCCACAUGCAUUUUCUGAUUCAAAGCUGCACGAAUAUGGAGGGAGCUCUGCUUUCUGUUCUCUAGAAGGAAUGAGCCCGUUGUCCCCCUUGAACUUUUCAAAGGCUCAAGUGACUCCACUGCUAAAUUCAAACUGCUCACGAGAAAAACCAUCGCAACAACAUGAGAAUAUCGAUAGCUUCUAUCCUCACGUGCAAUGUAAGCUAGUGGAUGUUGACUCAACUGGAUCUCAGAGUAGACUGGAUUUGCUGAAUUCUUCCACAUGUUUAAAAAGAUUGGGCAGGAAUGAACCUAUUCAUGAGGGUAUUGUUGGCAGCAAUCAGAAAUGCCGAACAGCUGAAAAAGACUUAACUGAUUCUGGUUUCAGCAUACCAAAGCACUUGCAAGAAAAUUUUUCUACUUUGGAAACUAUGGAAAGGUUUGAUGAAAAAAGUUAUUUUCCAUGUCAAGGUAGAAAGCUUCAUGAGGACAGAUCUCCUGCUACCAGAUUGGAACGUAAGAAAAUAUCACCCAAUUUAGACUCCAACCAACAUACGUUUGGUGUUGGUACUUCUACACAAGAGUUACAAGCCUCAGGCCAUGUGCUUCCAGCAUCCUCAGCCAUUAAUUUCAAGCCUUUUGUAGAUAACCGGAUGGAGCACCCCCAAAAUUACCCACAGGGAAAAACCCCUUCUGAUCUCCUUCUUGUGAGCCAAGGAACUGCCCAUGAUGAGGAUUGUGCCUUGUCUACAAGAGUGAGCGGUGAAAAGGGAAUAAGAACUUCAGAGAUUGGGAUUUCUGAAGCUGCAAGCUUAAAUCCAGGCGUCAGACAACAGUCUCCCAAUGAAAAUUCUUGGACUGAUCUUAUGUCUGGGUCAUCCAGUAGCCUUAAUUCCCUUGAAUCUCCACUGCUACAACCUGCUGCAAGUGGAAAAGAUUUGGGUCUCCAAGGGCCCAUGCUAAGGAGCUCUGUGGAUUUGUGCCCAUCUGCAGUUCAUGAUAAAUGUGGUUUGAGAUCAAACUUGAAUAACAAUGACCAUAAAAUUAUUCAGAACCCAACUGAAGAAGAUUUGAUCUGGAGAGAGUUCUCUCUUGUAGAUGAUAACUUUGUUAAUAAACUUGAUCAGAAGGUUGAGAACUUUGCAAGACCUAUUAGUGAGAAGUCAGACGUUAAAGAUUGCUCAUUGGCGGAAACAAAACCUCUGAGGAGAAGUCAAGAUGACGAUCUGCUGGAGUCAGCUAUUGUGGAAGAUGUGCAUGAGACUACUCAUGCUUGCGUACAGUCUUCAUCAGCAGCUGCCCCAUGCAUAUUGGAUGAAACCAGUAGCAAUGUUAUUGAUAUUGAAUCUCCUACAGAAACAGAGGAGGGCAGCAUCAUUCUAGAGUUUGAGUAUGAGGAUGCCGUGGCUGAUGAUAAAGACAAGACUGAUUCAAUUAAUGAGGCACUCAUAGCUGAAAUGGAAGCCAGCAUAUAUGGCUUGCAGAUUAUAAAGAAUGCUGAUCUUGAAGAACUGUGGGAAUUAGGAUCUGGUACAUACGGGACUGUGUUUCAUGGAAAAUGGAGAGGAACGGAUGUUGCCAUAAAGAGAAUAAAAAAGGCUUGCUUUUCAGGGAGAUCGUCAGAACAAGAACGGUUGACCAGAGACUUCUGGAGAGAGGCUCAGAUUCUCUCAAAUCUUCACCAUCCAAAUGUGGUCGCAUUUUAUGGUGUCGUACCUGAUGGAACUGGAGGAACCUUGGCAACUGUAACUGAGUGUAUGGUGAAUGGCUCACUUAGGCAUGUCCUACUUAAGAAGGAUAGAUCACUUGAUUGGCGUAAGAAGCUUAUAAUUGCCAUGGAUGCAGCUUUUGGUAUGGAGUAUUUGCAUUCAAAAAGUAUUGUCCAUUUUGACUUGAAAUGUGAAAAUUUGCUUGUCAACCUGAGGGAUCCACAACGACCUAUCUGCAAGGUUGCAGAUUUUGGACUAUCAAGAAUUAAACGCAAUACUCUCGUGUCUGGUGGCGUGCGAGGAACCCUUCCAUGGAUGGCACCAGAAUUGUUGAAUGGUAGCAGCAGCCGGGUCUCUGAGAAGGUUGAUGUUUUCUCAUUUGGCAUCUCAAUGUGGGAGAUCCUGACUGGGGAGGAACCUUACGAAAAUUUGCAUUGUGGUGCAAUUAUUGGGGGAAUUGUGAAGAAUACUCUGCGGCCUCCUAUUCCUGAACGAUGUUAUCCUGAGUGGAGGAAGCUGAUGGAAGAGUGUUUCCCAGAUCCUGAAACCCGGCCAUCAUUUACCAACAUAACCAACCGAUUGCGAUCUAUGUCUAAUGCACUUCAUUCAAAGGGAUCUAAUAAUCCGGUGACCAGGCGCAAAAAGGCCAACAUUUCAUCAUGAUCAAUAAUAGCAUAUAUGUUAUGUACCUACUCUGUUCCUCGGUACCAUGAUUGUCUAGUAGCCACAAGAUAAGCCCUUGGGAUAAGAGAAGAUCAAAGCAUCGAGGAUGAGCAUGAGUACAAUUCAGUGAUCUAUUGGUUCUUCUCGGUUUGUUGAUAAAGUCAUCUUCAUUCUUUUAUUCUUUCGCAACAAAACACUACGGAUAGUAAAUGAUAAAGAGAGCAUUAUACUGUUCUCUGCUUAGUUUACUCUCACCCCUUUUUUCUCCAAAAUCCUGAGUUCAUUUGUAUAUAUGCACACUAAAG
Juglans microcarpa x Juglans regia is the source of this 5063-nucleotide messenger RNA. RefSeq lists its product as uncharacterized. Gene Ontology annotation, biological process: signal transduction; protein phosphorylation. Gene Ontology annotation, cellular component: cytoplasm. Gene Ontology annotation, molecular function: ATP binding; protein kinase activity; protein binding. The record is from RefSeq and is a predicted model, not a curated record. NCBI's taxonomy places the organism in Eukaryota, Viridiplantae, Streptophyta, Magnoliopsida, Fagales, Juglandaceae.